UAUAAAACAACAUUUUUACUUUUAACAUAAUGUUUUUAUCUUGGAUUGUGAAUUGUAGCAAUGAUAGUAGUACUGAAUAUGGAAUAUGCGAAUAUUUACUACAUUCUAUGUUAAGAAAUUAAUAUGACAACAAAAAAUAGAGCCAAAAGUUUGAUUGCUGCUGCACUGAUAGGAAAAGCUUUUAAAAAUAAUAACAUACCAUCAACAGUUAUAAAAGAUAAUGAAAAAGAAACAUUUGAAGCCACCGGGCAUCCUGGUGAAAGAAUAAAUUCAAAUAUUACAACAAAAAGAUUGAAAAAAAUAUGUGGAGAAGGUAAAUGCGUUAAGCCAAACUCAUGUAUUAUGAAUAAAAAAUGUCAACAUAAAUGUUGGGAAAAAUUUACAGAAAAUGACAGGAAAAAUAUACUUGAUAAUUUUUGGAAAUUAGGUAGCAAAUCAAAUCAACGAGAUUUCUUAACACAAUGUGUAUAUAAAGGAACAAUACAAAGGAAACGGAAUAAACUAAGUAGUAGGCGUACCAUAUCAUAUAAAUAUUACUUAUUUUACAUGUCUGAAAAGAAGCAAGUAUGUCAACAAUUUUUAAUAAGUACUUUAGAUAUAUCACAAAAAUUUUUAACUUACACCAUUAAACAUUUUUCUCUAGAAAGUUCAGGAAAAAUUAAAAAUUAUACUGAAACCAUUUCUAAAAGUAAAUUAGAUAAUUCAACAGAGUAUGCUGAUUUACAAGAAGAAAAAACUAGAAAUCCCAAUGUUUCCAUAGAAACGAUAACUGAAAAUAGUUUGUCUUCAGAUGUAAGCUGUGUAUCAACUAAUUGUUUAAUACCUACAAAAGAAAAUUAUAAUAAUAUUGAAAUUAAAUCAUCAGUCAGUGAAAAUAAAAGUUAUAAUGAUAUUGAACCGUCAAAAAUUAAUAACCAAUCUAAAAUACAUGAGUUAUCUUCAGUUGAUAAAAAUAUAACAGACAUUUCUGGAUCUGCAUAUUUAAAUGAUGACUUAUUUAUAAGUGAAGAAAUACAACCAAAAGAAAUUAAGAUUAUCAAACAAAAAUGUAGUUUAAAAAAUAAUAAUAUUAAAUUACAUGCAGUGAAUAGUUUCAAAAAUACUUUCGGAGGAGGUAAAUGUGUUAAAUCAAAUCCAUGUGUUUUAAACAAAAAAUGUCAACAUAAAUGUUGGGAAAAAUUUACAGAAAAUGACAGGAAAAAUAUAUUUGAUAAUUUUUGGAAAUUAGGUAGCAAGCCAAAUCAACGAGAUUAUUUAAUAAAAUGUGUAUUUAGAGGACCAAUAAAAAGGAAACGGAACAAAAUAAAUAGUAGGCGUUCCAUUUCAAAUAAAUAUUAUUUAUCUUAUAUGUCUGAACAAAAGCAAGUAUGUCAACAAUUCUUAUUGACUACGCUGGAUAUAACUCAAAAGUUUUUAAUUUACACCAUUGAAAAUUAUUUUCAAGCAAAUUCUGUGAAAAACAAUUGCAGGAAGACAAUCACAAAAGUUCAACUUGAUAAUUCAGCUAUUUUUAAACUUGAUCAAUUUUUACAACAACUACCGGCAUUAUCGUCUCGUUAUUGUAGUACUUCAUCAAACAAGAAAUAUUUGCCAGCGGAGAUUGUGAAUAUUCUUGGACUUUAUAAUUUUUACAAAGAUUACUGUAAAAUAAAUGGAGAUGAACCAUUGUCUAAGUAUAUAUUUAGAAAUACAUUUAAAAAACAAUACAACUUGGGAUUUCAUGUACCAAAAAAAGACAGUAAAUGUAAUUUAUGUAUUAGAUUUGAAAAAACAUAUAAUUCUAACAGCAAACCAGAAAUUCAAAAAUCACAUUUGAACGACUUGGAUGAAUGUAAAACUAUACUAAUGAGGCAUCUACAAAUAACAGAUCCCGGUACGGUAUGUGCAAGUUUUGACCUUCAAAAUUCCUUAAACACGCCAAUAGGGUACGAUAAGAACUUGUAUUACAGCCGCAAAUUCAGUGUGUCCAAUUUAAUUGUCAUUGAGAAUAUUACACAAAAUUCGUAUUGUUAUUUAUGGGGAGAAACUAUCGGCAAUAGAGGUAGUAACGAAAUUGUAUCUUGCAUACACGACUAUUUGAUAAAAGUUGACCAACGAAAAUCUGUGAAAUCUGUUAUAUUACUUUGUAACUCUAAUGCUAGACGAAACAAAAAUAAAGCAAUGCUGUUGAUGAUGUAUCAUGCACUCGAGUAUGAACUUAAUUUUAUAACUGAAAUCAAGCUGAUAUUUUUACUCCCUGGUCACACAUGUUUGCCUGUUGACAGUUUGAUUCUUACUAUUGAUCGUUUUAUUAAAAAUAAGACAGUAUGGGUACCUAGCGAAUGGCCAACAUUGAUUAGAAAUGCCCGCUCAAAUUCAAUACCACUAGAAAUAGUUGAAAUGAAAACUUCUAAUUUUUUUGAUUGGACAUUAGUUUCAAGUUCAUUUUUUUCAAAUCAUUUUAAAACAAACGAAGGUGAAACAAUUUCAACUUCUAAAUUAAGAUCUGUAUUGUUCCAAAAACAGAAUAAUAAUAUAAAGUUAUUGAUUUCUAAUUCAUACACGGAUGUUUGUCCUGAAAAAUUAGUGAUACUAAAAAAAAGAAGAAGAAAUGUACAAAAAUCAGAAAUACCUUGCUAUACAGAACACAUAGGUAUUUCAAGUGCCAAAUUCAAUGACUUAACUAAAUUAUGCAAGGAUGGUAUAAUUCCUGAAAAAUUUCAUAAAGAAUACUAUGAUAUGAAAUCAAAUAAAAAUGUAAAAGAUUGUCUUAAUGAAACUGAUGACGAAGAUGAAGAAUAUUGAUAGGUUAGUAAGUGACUCAGUAUUUUUUUUCUUGUAUAUUAAAUAAAAUUUAUUUAAAUAUUAAAUUUGA
Molecule: messenger RNA, 2854 nt
Organism: Rhopalosiphum maidis (corn leaf aphid)
Lineage: Eukaryota; Metazoa; Arthropoda; Insecta; Hemiptera; Aphididae
Exons: 4
Coding region: 124-2784 (886 amino acids)
Source: RefSeq, a predicted model, not a curated record